Molecule: messenger RNA, 1566 nt
Organism: Lolium rigidum
Lineage: Eukaryota; Viridiplantae; Streptophyta; Magnoliopsida; Poales; Poaceae
Product: serine carboxypeptidase-like 17
Exons: 12
Coding region: 1-1386 (461 amino acids)
Biological process (GO): secondary metabolic process; proteolysis
Molecular function (GO): acyltransferase activity, transferring groups other than amino-acyl groups; serine-type carboxypeptidase activity
Source: RefSeq, a predicted model, not a curated record
AUGGCAAGUAGCCAUGGCUUGGCACUGGGACUGAGCUUCCUCCUCCUCGUGGUCAUCGUGCAGAGCGAGAAGCAGCAGCAGAAUACUACGGUGGUGAGCCAUCUCCCUGGCUACCAUGGACCUCUCCCCUUCUCCCUGCAGACAGGCUACGUGGAAGUGGACAAAGGCAACGGUGUCCGCCUCUUCUAUUACUUCGUUCAGUCAGAGAGGAGUCCGGCGGAGGAUCCCGUCUUGCUCUGGCUCACCGGCGGCCCUGGGUGCUCCGCCUUCUCCGGCCUCGUCUAUGAGAUCGGUCCUCUCAGUUUCCAGUCUCAUUCCUAUGUCGAUGGCCUGCCAGAGCUGGUGCACAGGCCAGAUUCCUGGACCAAGGUGGCCAAUAUAAUCUUCCUGGAUUCCCCUGUUGGAGCUGGCUUUUCAUACGCUGCAACAGAUGAUGGAUACAAGUCCUCCGAUACCAUAACCAUUAACCAAAUUGCCAUCUUCCUUACCAAGUGGUACGAGGAGCAUUCAGAAUUCUUACUGAAUCCACUUUACGUUGCCGGAGAUUCGUAUUCUGGCUUAAUUGUGCCACCUCUAACCUUUCGAAUUGCUAGAGGUAUAGAAACGGAUGACGGGCCGCUUCUUAAUUUGAAGGGUUACAUCAUCGGCAACCCAUUAACGGACAUCAAGAUCGAUAUGGCAGCCAAAGUUCCAUAUGCCCAUAUGAUGGGUCUCAUAUCCGGUGAACAAUAUGAGAUAUACAGGGAAAGUUGCAGCUCAGUCACCGGUAUGCCCCAAAACAUGCGGUGCACAAAUUGUCUUGAUGCAAUAGAUAAGUGUUUGAAGGGCAUAAACACACAUCACAUUCUAGAACCUGAAUGCUCCGAAUACGAUGGAAAUUCAAGUGGCGACAGGAUGCUGCUUGACUACAACAGUGGACAGCUUCCCUUGUCUGAUAUUUCUUCAGAGUGCAGAGAUACAGGAUACACCAUGUCCAGUAUAUGGGCAAAUGACAGGGCGGUAAGAGAGGCUCUGGGUGUCCACACGGAAACGGUUCCUUUGUGGUUGAGAUGCAACCACGGCAUGCCAUACACCACUGACAUAUGGAGCAGUUUGGAGUAUCACCGAAGUGUCACCAGCAGAGGAUACCGGAGUCUGAUUUACAGUGGGGAUCACGACAUGACCGUGCCUUUCAUCGGCACCCAGGCGUGGAUCCGGUCACUCGGCGCCGUCGUGGAUGAGUGGAGGCCGUGGUAUGUCACCGGACAAGUUGCAGGGUUUGCGACGGUGUAUUUCAAUAACAUCACCUUUGCAACAGUCAAGGGCGCUGGUCACACAGCUCCGGAGUACAAGCCCAAGCAGUGCUUGGCCAUGGUGUCCAGCUGGCUCUCCAACAGUCCGCUCUGACUUGUCGAUCUUCUUGCACGCAUGGAACGGGAUACUUCUUGUUAUGCACAUCAACGAUUUUCGAAAAGAAUAACUUGUACCACCGUGACCUAUUGUUACGAAGAACUGCGGUAAUGUUAGUCCUGCAGUCGAUCACCUCUGCUGCUCUGUGCGUGUGUACGCCGGCGCGUGUGUUCAUUU